UGACUGACUCCCUUAACAGUGUGCUGAUUACUGAACUAGGGAGCUGAUUGAGAUGCACACAGAUUUACCGUAGUUGAGAUCCAUGUCACAAACUUAUAAAGAUUGAAAACAUGAAGAUUGAAGAAGUAUUCAGUCUGAAGCAUGAAGAGACUGAGGAACAAAUAAAGAUGGCGUUUAUUAAAGAGGAGAGUGAAGACAUGAAGAUUGAAGAAGUAUUCAGUCUGAAGCAUGAAGAGACUGAGGAACAAAUAAAGAUGGCGCUUAUUAAAGAGGAGACUGAAGACAUGAAGAUUGAAGAAACAUUCAGAGUCAAACAUGAAGAUACUGAGGAACAAACAGAUUUGAAAGGACACAUGGACAGAAGACCUUUAAGGAAUCACCACCGAAAGUGUGAAGAGAAAUUUGAGAAUACUCGGGCCAAAAAGGACCACUGCAAAGAGAGUCAUGGUGAUGAACCUUGGAGCCCCCCAUCAACAGCACCACCAUCCAGAGAAGACGAGGUGCUCCGAGACGAGCUUCUGUCAUCCAGUGGGUCUGAUGCAGAUCCACUGGACGAGGACUUCAAACCAUCUCCAUCGCCAUCAUCCAUUGAAGAUGAGUUGCUUGCACUAGAGUCCCAGUCAUCCUGCCACAAUACUCCAGAGAAGCACCAUAGUCAUGCAUCAUCCAGUGAAACUGACACCAGAGAAGCUGAGAACCAGAAGGCCAAAGGUGAAGCCGUUCAAAAAGGUACAAAGUCAAAAGGAAAAGGAGGGAUGUUUAAAGAUGAUAAAAAGAUAACCGUUAAAAGAAGCGGAACAAAGGAUGGUGCCAGAGUCUGGGACAAAGUCCAUUACUGUGUCGUCUGUGAAACGGCUCAACUGAAGAUAGCUAGACAUCUAGAAAGAAAACAUAUUAUGGAACGCGAUGUCGCCUAUGCUUUUAGUUUCCCAGUUGGCUCAAAACAAAGGAAGAUUCUGAUAGAAGGCCUUCGUAAUAAGGGUGACUGGAAACACAAUCGCAUGGUCUUCGAGGAAGGAAAUGGUGAGAUCGUAGUAUGGAAACGGCCCUCCGAGAAGGCAGACAUAGAGAGCUACCUACCAUGUCAACACUGUUAUGCAAUGUUCAAGAGGACUAAACUCUGGAGACAUCUGAAGUCAUGUAGAGAACAGAACGAGGAAAGAAAAAAUGGCAAAAGAGUACAAAAAUCUUCCUCGCAUCUACUUCCACGCAAAUCAGGCCAAGUACAAAAGAUCAUCCACUCUAUGAAACAAGAUCAUGUAAGCUCUCACAUCAGAAGUGAUGAGAUGAUUUGUGUGUAUGGAGAUGCAUUACUUGCAAAAAAGGGCCGUGUAGAAUCUCAGCACAGAUACAUUGGACAAAAGCUGAGAGAACUAGGACGCUUUAUGUUGGCUGCCAAGGAGAUUGAUGAGCGUGCCCAAACUCUUAAAGACAUUUGUGAUCCAGCAAAUUUUAAACUGGCAAUUGAAGCAGCCAGACACGUGUCAAACUAUGAUGUAAACAAAAACGAAUAUGGAAGGCCAUCGAAAGCUGUUAAAAUUGGGUUUUCACUCAAAGGGGCCACUGAAGCCUGGAUAGGCCACUGCUUGAUGGACUCUGAUGUCAUAACUGAGAAGGCCAAAAAGUUCAAGGAGUUGCUGGAGAGCUCAUGGUCCAUUCAUGUGUCGACUAAUGCUCAUAGCUCAUUGGAGCAACGGCGGUGGGGCAAAGAAGACACUUUACCUCUGACGGAGGAUGUUAUCACUCUCCAGAACUACCUGAGGACCGUUGAGGAUGAGGCAAAGGCCGAGUUAACAGAGCGUGUGAGUACUACAGCAUACAGGAAGUUAAGUGAGAGCCUUCUUGCACAAAUAAUUGUGUUCAAUAAUAAGCGUGAAGGAGAAGCAUCACGUUUAACCCUUGAGACCUAUCUAAAAGCAGACACCGGUCCUGUUAAUAAGGACAUUUAUGAGACUCUGUCGCCUGUGGAAAAACAAAUGAGCCACAGACUGACACGUUUGGUGACUCACGAAAGGAGAAGCAGAAAGGUGCCCAUCCUUCUUCUUGAGCGCACAAAAGCUUCGCUUGACUUCCUGGUUGAAAAACGGAGGGAAGUUGGCAUACUUGAGGAGAACCCCUUUCUGUUUGCCAGGCUCAGCACAACAACCAAUCUCCGUGGGUGGGACUGCCUCAGAAGAUCUGCAGAAGAGAGCAAGGCCAAAAACCCAGAACUGCUGAGAUCAACAAGGCUGAGGAAACGCGUUACUGCCAUAUGUCAGCUUCUCAACCUCAGCAAUCAGGAACUUGAGCAAGUUGCUCGUUUUAUGGGACAUGAUAUCGGAGUCCACUGCGAGUAUUAUCGACAGACCGAUAAAACAGUCCAAGUGGCCAAAAUCAGCAAACUUCUGUUUGCGAUGGAGCAUGGAGCAGAGUCACUGAAAGGGAAGAGUCUGCAAACACCGGACUCCGUUAUCAGUGGCAAGAGACACGCAGUCACCCCAACUAAAGAUCAGAAAGGUGUCAAAAAGAGAAGGACGUCAGAUGCAGGAAUUCAACAGGAAGCUCAUGAAGAUGGACUGGUGCACCAGGAGAUCGGUGAGGGACAAAUGGAGAGAACUGCAGAAAAACAUGAUGAUGAUGAAAAGGAUCAAAAAGGGCAUGCUAAGAGGCUAAAGCAAUCCCCUAAGAAGAGCCAGAAGAAGACUGCAGUUAUAAGACAACGCAGUGAUGUUGAUGCUCCAGAAAGAGUCGUCAAGAACCGAAGUAAGAGACCCUGGAAUGACCAGGAGAGGACGGCAGUCAAACGACGCCUUGCCAAGUUAAUCUCCCUUAAAAUGGUUCCAGGAAAGCAGGACUGCCUGAUGUGCAUUGCCAAAGAGACUCCAGUCCUAAGUGCACGGACGUGGAAAGAUGUGAAGUAUUUUGUAUACAAUGAAAUUGUUAAAGUUAAAAGAAAGCUUGCAUUAUGAAUGAACGGACUUUGAGUUUCCCCCCUCUGUUGUAUUCCCGUGUCUUAAAGGGUGAAUUGUCUGUUAGUUUGUUCAUUUGUUAACACACUAACAACUUAAUAAAUAAACCAGCAUUGAUUAUUAUUG
Messenger RNA from Carassius auratus (goldfish), 3074 nucleotides. RefSeq lists its product as uncharacterized. Lineage: Eukaryota; Metazoa; Chordata; Actinopteri; Cypriniformes; Cyprinidae. The record is from RefSeq and is a predicted model, not a curated record. The transcript has 8 exons. Bases 111 to 2948 code for a protein of 945 amino acids.